UCAUCUCCAGUCUAUCGCAACCUACGUAUCUUCAUACUCUUGAAAAGGGCACUGCGACAGGAAAAAACAAGAAUAUAACGAAAUUACAGCGUAUGGUAGAAUUGAAAACUAUCGAGGUUAUGCUCCAACUUGACAGUUCGUUUAUUGCUUUCCACGCGAUUGCGGACUAAUAAUUUUGAAACUACUGUCAAAAUCGUGAUCAAAGUACAUGAAAGAUGAGUAAACGAAAGGCACCCGACAACGCCGACAAUCUAAACAGUGAUCUCUCCGAUUUUCUGAUAGUGAAAAUGUAUGAAAAAAUUUACAGAGCUAGCAAAUUACGAGCGGAAUGUUAGUAAAAAUAUCUACAAGUAUAACGCCUACCGUAAAGCCGCUGGAACUUUGGCCGCGCUAUCAUACCGAGUAAAGAAUGGUGAAGAAGCAAAAAAAUUGCCAGGGGUUGGAGAGAAGAUCGCAAAAAAAAUAGAUGAGUUCCUUCAAACUGGAAAAUUACAAAAACUCGAAAAAAUUAAUGCUGAUGGCAUCAGUGCUCCUAUAAACUUGAUGACCAGAGUAUCCGGAAUCGGACCAUCGAAAGCAAAGGAAUUGGUAGAUGCUGGCAUAAAGACUUUGGAAGAACUGAGAAAAAACCAAGAUAAAUUAACACAUCACCAGAAAAUUGGUUUAAAGUACUUUCAAGAUUUUGAACAGAAAAUUCCAAGGGAAGAGGUGCAGCGACUUGAGACGAGUCUCAAAUCGGUGAUUGCUGAUUUAGACAAAGAAUAUGUUCUUACGAUCUGUGGUAGUUAUAGACGUGGGAAGGAUGAGAGCGGCGACAUUGACGUCUUGAUAACACAUCCAAAAUUCACAUCCGAAUGCAUGGAUGCGAAAAAAAAAGGCGGUAUGCUAAAAAGUGUUGUUGAACAUCUUGAAAAGGAGGGAAUAAUCACGGAGACAAUCUCUAUAGGCAAUACAAAGUUCAUGGGUGUUUGCAGAGAUCCAACAGAUUCGAGCAAACCAUUUCGCCGACUUGAUAUAAGGCUUACUCCCAGCGAUCACUACUACUGUGCCAUAUUAUAUUUUACGGGCAGUGAUUUAUUCAAUAAAAAUAUGCGAGCAUACGCACUUAAAAAGAAAUUUACAUUGAACGAGUAUACCUUGAAACGUCUAACCUUGGAAGGGUUACCAGGGGAUGCUGAAGUAAUCACGAGUGAAGAGGAUAUUUUCAGUAAACUUGGACUUCCAUACAAAAAACCGGAAGAAAGAAAUUCAUAAUGCCAAAGAUUCACAAAAUGAUGUGAUAAUUCCAGGCCAUGAAAUUAUGCGGAUCAUAACAUAGUGUAUACAUAUAUGUAUGUAACGUUUAUUAUUAGUUCAAUAUGUCCUGGGUAGAAAUCAUGUUAGACCUCAUCAGUGUUGAGAUCUAUAUUGUUAUGAAAUUAUUACAAACUAAUAUUUUCAGCCAUAUUCUGUAUCACAAAGCGAAUGCGUAAAUAUAAGCUAUAUCUUAAUAU
Molecule: messenger RNA, 1493 nt
Organism: Diprion similis
Lineage: Eukaryota; Metazoa; Arthropoda; Insecta; Hymenoptera; Diprionidae
Product: DNA polymerase beta-like
Exons: 6
Coding region: 292-1254 (320 amino acids)
Biological process (GO): double-strand break repair via nonhomologous end joining
Cellular component (GO): nucleus
Molecular function (GO): DNA-directed DNA polymerase activity; DNA binding
Source: RefSeq, a predicted model, not a curated record